AUGAAUUUGUUGGAAUCCGGAGCCAAAGCGAAAGAACUCAAGAGAGAAAGAGAGGAAUCAGAUUUAGAUCGAGUCAAUCAAAAUGGAAUUCAAGUGGAUGGAAAUUCGAAUGAAGAGAUCAAAAUACCAGAAGCAAUCUUUAAAUCGUAUUGUCCAUGUUUGAAAUAUAAUGAUCAUGAUCAUUCAUUUCCAAUGAAUCAACCCAGUCCUGAAUCUGUACCUCAAUCGAUCCUUUUAAGAUGUCAAAAGAAGGGACCAAGAGAUCAUUUGAACUUCUUAAUUCCAAAUAUUCAACUUUCAUCAUCAAUCAAUCAUCAUCAUCAUCAUCAUUGA
Melampsora larici-populina 98AG31 is the source of this 333-nucleotide messenger RNA. RefSeq lists its product as uncharacterized. The coding region runs from base 1 to 333 and encodes 110 amino acids. The transcript has a single exon. The record is from RefSeq and is a predicted model, not a curated record. NCBI's taxonomy places the organism in Eukaryota, Fungi, Basidiomycota, Pucciniomycetes, Pucciniales, Melampsoraceae.